Messenger RNA from Daphnia pulex (common water flea), 2748 nucleotides. It is a transcript of the gene kermit, whose product is annotated as PDZ domain-containing protein GIPC3-like. The record is from RefSeq and is a predicted model, not a curated record. Gene Ontology annotation, molecular function: protein binding. The transcript is spliced from 8 exons. Lineage: Eukaryota; Metazoa; Arthropoda; Branchiopoda; Diplostraca; Daphniidae. The coding region runs from base 1095 to 2231 and encodes 378 amino acids.
CUCUUUUGAUAAUCCAUCCUUUCCUAUGGUCCCUCUUUUUCUUUCUUUCUCUCUUCUCUCUUCUCUUCUCUCUUUUCUCUCGGUCCGCCUAGAUUUGUUCAGUGCGUCAGCGGAUCCCGGCCGAUUCGGCUCGACAACCUUAUCGCUCGCCGUGUGCCUUCUUUUUUCCGUGUGCGGUUGUUUGCCCAGUUCUUUUCUUUUUCUUUCCAUCCCACCUCACGUCAUUAUUUUCCAAAGCUCGCCAUCUCUAUCUCAACAGCCACGCACGACCUAUCGGCUUGAUCCUGCGUCAAUGUAAUCUCGCCGGUUUGUUCUCGUUUUAGACUUUGUGCCAGCGUGAAACUGCUGCGCUUCGUUGGCCUUUUGAUAUUUUUUUGUUUAUCUCCAUUUGGGCGGCCCUGGAAAAAUCAGCUAAGACAAGGGCAGGCCAGUCAAGCUCAACUCCGGCUCAGUGUCAUGACGGACUGGUUUCCAUAGUUGAACGUUUUUGUGUGACCACCUCCAAAGUGUCGAGUAUUCAUCGCCUUUUCGUCCGUUUUUCGUCAGUGCCUUUUGAUUUCAUUUGUCGAAUUGAAUCAUCAGUUUUUUCUGGCCAGCUGAUAACAGUUUUGGAAUAUCUAAGUCGCAUAUAGACACACCUGCAAAACUCUAUUCAUUCCGAGUUCUAUCUAUAUUUGAUCGAGGUUUAUUUCCAUUCGUUUCGUGUUGGUUGGUCAACCCCAGCGGCUGGGGGUUUUUCAUUCCUAACAGUUCUGUGCUGUGUGUGAGUGUGUGUCUCUCCCCGUGUGUGUGCGCUAGUGUUUUUUUUUUAUUCCAACUCGAAAUUGUGCGACAGGUGUUCCAGGUCUACCCACACACACAGAGAUACGAGUGAACAGUGAGCAGCUUUGCUUGCCUUAUUUUCUUGUGUUUCUCUAGAUCAUUCCAUAGUCCAGGUUUUUCAGAGGAGGUGAUUUUCCGAUUUCGGUUUUGCGGCUCAGCGGGUCGAAUCGCCAAAGUCAAACAAAACAAGACGAUUAUAUAACAUUAUCACUUUUGGGCGAUAUCCAGAGAGAGUGAAAAGGAGUUCAACUUGCAAUCGACAUUCGGCCAGCAUGUCGCUCUUCUCGAAGAAACGCAAGCCGGUCAGUCACAUGACGGGCGAAACGGAUCAUCACCACAACAGCGGGAGCAACGGACCGUCGUCCAUGAUGGAGGAGACGGCGAUGAGUGGCAGUGGCGGUGGACGCCAUCCGCAUCACCCACUGCCUCCCAUACCCACUAACGGGCACCACUCGAUGCCGUCGACGCCGUCACGUCACCAGCACCAGCAGCAGUCUCAGCACUCGGCGCCGGGCGGCAACAGUAGCGCCGCCUCGUCGGCGGCCGCGGCAGCCAAAGUCACGCAACCCAAAUUGGUCUUCCACUGUCAGCAGGCCCACGGGUCGCCCACCGGACUCAUCUCGGGCUUCACCAACGUCAAGGAGCUCUACGAGAAGAUCGCCGAGUGCUACGACAUCCAACCGUCCGAAAUUUUGUUCUGCACGCUCAACACCCACAAAGUCGACAUGAACAAGUUGCUGGGUGGACAAAUCGGGCUCGACGACUUUAUAUUCGCACACAGGAAAGGGCGACCAAAGGAGAUUGAAAUUACCAAGAGCGAAGAUGCUCUCGGACUGACCAUCACAGACAACGGAGCCGGCUACGCUUUCAUCAAACGUAUCAAAGAAGGAAGCAUCAUCGAUAGGAUGAAAUACAUCAACGUCGGUGACCACAUCGAGCGUAUCGAUCAAACCAGUCUGGUGGGUUGCCGACACUACGAAGUGGCCAAGAUGCUUAAGGACAUCCCGAAAGGCACCACGUUCAUCAUGCGGCUCGUCGAACCCCUUCAAGCCGGAUUCUCCAACAUUGGGCCGAGGACGAAUCCCGGUACGGCCAAGAAAUCAUACGGUUCUGGCAAAGAAACGCUGCGUCUGCGUGCCAACGGACCGGCUCGUGUCGAAGAAGCUCCGGACAGCGUAGUGGAAGCAGCCGUCGAAAAAAUCAACAGUCUUUUGGAGAGUUUCAUGGGUAUCAACGAUGCGGACCUAGCAACCCAAAUAUGGGAGAUGGGCCAGGAGAAGACAAACACAAUGGAUUUCGCCGAGGCCAUCGACAAUUCCGACCUGGAAGCUUUCGGCUUCACUGACGACUUCAUUUUCGAACUGUGGGGCGCCAUUACGGACGCAAAAGCCGGCAGAUUAAGGAAAUGAAUCGAACGAUGAAAACAAAAAAUGAAGAAAAAUUAAAAAAUCAAGAAAAAAAAAUCGAGAAGGAAAAAUAAUUUUGAAAAAAGAACCAAAUAAUGAGAACAUCUUCGACUUCCAGGCUAAUAAUGUCGUCAUCCUUUCCUAACCUACCGACGCCCCAUUGUUUUCUUUUUUUUUAAAUGCCACUUGUUCCUGUAAUUAAUACCUAGGAAUUAGGAUUUGAAUGCGUUCAUCUUUCUUGGCUCUCGUAUUAUUUUAAUAUUCUUAUACCUUCCUGCGUAGUCGUCAUUUGUCCGUUUCAGAUUUCUAUUAUAUACUUAACAAUAAUGAGCCCCCGCUAACAAUAACUAUAUAUAUAUGAUAUGCCUAUGGCAAGAGUAGAGCAUCCGCCGGAGGUCUAGAAUUAAAAAAAAAAAAAGCUAUUUCCUUGGGUUGAUACUUUGAUGCAAAUAGAAAUAUAUAAUAACAUGAGCUUUUCUCUUUUGAAAUGCUAAACAAUAUGUAGGUACCGUAUUCUUUG